Messenger RNA from Penaeus vannamei (Pacific white shrimp), 2110 nucleotides. The record is from RefSeq and is a predicted model, not a curated record. Lineage: Eukaryota; Metazoa; Arthropoda; Malacostraca; Decapoda; Penaeidae.
AUGGGACUAGGAAGUGGUCAAGGUCACGAUGCUGGCCGUGACCCCGGGGAUGCGCCCGUGCGAGUGUGCUCUAUAGUCCCGCUCUACGAGUCGCUGGUGUCGUGCAUGUCCGACCUCGACGACGACAGCGUGGCCUUCCCUGACGCGGAGGCCGAGCACGAGUACCAGCAGAUCCCGGCGUUGGAUCCGUUCGCCGACAAGGCCGCUCGGGCGCCGCGGGAUUCUCCGAGGAGCGACAAGAACGGCGCCUCCGGCAAGAGACGAGAUGCGUCCGGGUCAUCGAGCGACGGCCAGAAAGAGACGCAGCACAUCGCGGCGUCCAAACUCAACACGCUGGACGUGAAGCCGGAGAAAGGCGCGAGCAAAGAGAGCAGCCGAAGAGAGGAGAGCCUGGUGUGCCACUGCCAGAGGAAGUCGCCGGAGCGAAGGCACAGCUCAGCCAAGCUCUCGCCCGCCUCGAGGACGUCCGGCAGCGGCUCGUCCCAGUCCCUGUCCUCGCAAGACAACCACAAGAGUGCCAUUUACAUCUCCAACACCACGAUCUGCCGCCGCGACGAAAGCGCGCAGGAAUCGUCUGACUCGGACGACACUUACCAGGACAUCAGCGACGCCCCGACCGUCAUCCACGUCAUCAGUCACAAGGACUCCAAAGACAGCGUUAAGAAACCCGAUAGCUCGCAUGCGCCUAAAGAGAGGUCGAACGCGAGCUUCUCCCCGGCGGACGGUCACCGCCUCCCGCCGCGCUCCGGCCACACCGCCAGCUCGGGCUCAACCAAAACCUGCCUGAAGACGAGGGCGAACAGCGCAGAAAAGCUUCCGCACAGCAAAGCCCAAGGGAUGAGUUACCCGCCGCUCACCAUUGAGCUUUCGGAGAGGAAGGAGGACCCCGCCUGGGGGCCCGAUCCCGGAAAGGCGCGAGGGGGCAAGACCAGCAGCGCUUCCCACUCCUCGACCCCACACAUUAUAACGACCCUCGACCCGCCCCUGAAACCGGCGACGAAAGCACAGACGCACUACGACUCCAUGUCUGACAUACCCCCUCUGGUGGUCAACUUCGACGCCGAAGACUCCGACAGCAACAGUGAAACGUUCAUCGAUAUUGGGACGUCGACUGUAGGUGGGAGCACCUCUAUCUACCUGACGGAGGACGAGACGAGUUCCCUCUACUCCUCCGUGCCGGAUCUGUACUCCGUCGUGACCACAGACCCUGAUUCCUUCGUGUAUGUGUACAAGCCGCCCCCGCGGCGCCAGAGCCUCCUGCAAAAACGUCUUCAAGAUUCAGAGUUGGAUUACAGGUUUCCCGGAUACGUCAUAGCAAGGGGCAGCGGUGGGAGCAGUGGUGGCAGCUGCACGUCGGAGGGCUCUUGGAGCGACACCAUCUCCUUCGUCGAGCCCACCUACCGACCCCCCAACCUCUCGGUGGGCUCCCGCGGCCACCUCAAGAUAGACUACUCGUGCUCCUGGACCCGCUUGGACGACUUCGUACGCACGGCGAGCCCGAGAGGCGCGUCGCAGGAAGUGCCCAAGCUCGUCUACAGGAGCGGCGGAGCUCUGCCCCUCACCCGGCCGCCCAAGGAUGCCUCCCCGGCCUCAGUCUCGCACAGAGGCCCUGCGCUCUCGCCCUGGGAGAGGUACACCGACCCCGUCGCCGGAUAGGCCAGCUGCAGGACACUACACCGUCCUAUGUACAGUGUACUUAUUAACCGUACUUAGAAAGGUUUUUGCAUCGAGGUAUUCCAUUCGCGCUUUUGUUUAGCGCUCGAAAUCUGUGACUUUCAGAACGCAAGAUAUGUUGCCAACAAGCAUUUCUGAAUUUGCUUCCUGCUAUUUGCAACAUCUUCCUUGACGGUCAUGAAUCGCAUGAUCUCUACAGCAAUAUGGAAAAAUGUCAACCGUUCUUUGUUGGGAGAGAAUGGAAUUCCUUCAAGUCAUAUAUAGUGUGCAUAUUGUAUCAAAAGUUUAUGUGAAGCCUUUAAUAGCCUGUGAUAUUAAAGAGUUAUAUAUUACAGACGCUUUCUUCAAACCAAAUUUACUAAUGUUAUCCUUUGUCAGCUCACAUCAAAGGAGUAUCACUCUUUGUUACUCAAGAAAAAUAUACUAUUGAUCAAGA